ACUGCACGUUUGUAUUGGCAUAAAGUAAUGCUGUUGCAAUAAUACAUUGCAAAUCGUAUUGUAUGAAACAGCCACUUAAAGUAUUAAUACGUUUUUUUAUUUAUUUUUUUAUAUAUAAGCAUAAUACACACAUUUGUUUUAAUAACCUGCAGAUAAAUAUUAUUAAACGUGUAUUGAAAUAUUGCAUACCUGCAGCGUAAUCAUACUUUUUUUUUAGGUGCUCUUAAAUAAUAAUAAUAAUAAUAAUAAUAAUAAUAAUAAUAAUAAUAAUAAACACCUUGUGAGAUGAAUGAAAUACAUAUUUUGGGUAUUGUUUGUACUGAUUGUCGUCUUUCAAAUAACAGAACCGGGUCUUAUUCCCGUCCGCUGCAUCCCGUUUUCCAGCUUCACACAGACCGAUCCGUAGCGGCGUUUGCCUGCAUUUGUUAUGAAUGAAAGUACUGCACAAUCAUAGAAGUCUAUAGCGUGAAACCAGUGCAGAAGCUGGCGAAUGAAUAAUUCCUGAAGCACCGCAUGCAAUUUGCUGAACCGCAAAGCCAUCCCCAGAUAAACAAGGCGUUCAAGCAAGUGGCAAUCCUGCACCGGAGCGUUAUCAGCGAUUGUUUGAUCUGGAAACCAUUACAGUGACCUUAACCCCAGCUGUGGAGUCCGUGGCUUGUGGCUGAUAUGCAGCCAUUGAUUCAUUGUACCAGGAACAGGGAAUGCUACAGAGGAACCAUUUCCUUCAGGUUAAUGAUUUUCCCGACCUGCUGAUAAAGUAAUUGCACACAGCUCUGGUAUUGUGCACAUGAACUAGGUCCAAUCAAUGUGUUUUAAGUGCACCACAACCAUACAAUUGGGAAAUGUGGAAAAAUAUUGAUUUUUUUUUUUUUUUCUCACACCGGAUAUUGAAGACUUUUCCAAUGUAACUGUUGUAAGCGGCACAGACAGACCCCCACUACACUGCAGUUUAACCCAUUUUGGGGGAUGCUUCUUGGGAGUUGAGUUAGACACAUCUGAGCUUGUUACCUAUGCACUGUGGCCAAGCUCAUAGUAAAACCUGGAAUGGAUCACACUGCUAUGCAAUGAGAGUCCAAGCACAUUUCUGCAAGGGUAACUUUUUUCAAUAACCCUACAGUGGAAUCAUUUCAAUGGGGUGAUCUGGAGGACAGAACCAUUUGCAUUGCAGGCCACUUGCUGAGUGAAAAUAUCUUUUCUUUCCAUGCUGAAAUUCAGUUGGCACUCAUUCCUCUUGUCAUCCGGUCUUGUCUUUAAUCAUUAAUGUAUUCCCUAGCAACAGGAGACAUACUGGUCACAAUACUGCAAGCGAAGCAUGGCGGGGGAGACAGAGUUCUGCAACAGACUGACUUUGCAAAAGAGCCGCUAAAGAGAAAAACACAACACCACCAGUAACCUCUGGCAGCUCCAUUAAAUGUGAAACCAUCUUCCACAGGAGACACAUAUCUUUCACUUGAUACGAGGUAGACAGGCAGGAAAAAAAACACUCCUGGUAAAUGCUAAUUGUCUAGGUCUACUCCUGGGCAAGCUGCCUAGAAAGGGUUAUUCCUGUGUAGCAUGGGACAGUCAUUUAUUUAUGAAGUGCUUUGUGUGACUUCAGUGUUUGCAGUUCAAAGGUGGUGGUGCUCUCUCCCUCACUACACUACCUCUAGCGAGCAAGCUGCCUGUCUUAUCAGGUGAGGGGGUGCUGUGCAAGGCAGUAACGCUGUGCCCGGGACUGUGCCGGUACAAGCCUCCCCUCCUCUCCUGACCUCUGAUCCCAGAGCUGCAGAGGGGAAGCUGGUACCACCAGCCAGGGCCUGGAUCCCUAUCCAUCCUGUCCUUAUUUACACAGCCAUCUGCACAAAAACCCUGUCAAUUAUUAAUCACUCUCCCCAGAGGGAUUUAACAGCAGGCUGCUUCCAUUUCAGUGCGUCUACCAGACUGGCUUUUCAAACAGGGGCUCUGUCCAAGCCCAGCACUUCUAGGUUUGAUUACUGAAUGGGAGUAGAAACUUUUAUUCACUUUCUAAAUGAACACCGGACACACAAAGUAUGUCUGCGGAAAGUGUAACCAAGACCAGCGUUAAAAUGCAUUCAAUGGACUCAGGGCCAAACUCACCAAGGACCGCAGUGGAAAGACCGGACUCUAUCGGGGCCACAGGGGUGACCCCCCAGCCAGUCAGCGAGGAAUCUUUAAUACCCGAGACCAGUCCAUGCUCCACAGGAGUGUGCGGAGGAACGGAUCCUAUUCUGGGUCUAAAUUCCCACCCAAACGGUGCCGCAGAGAGUGGACAGCAAAACCCCUCCACCACAGGCGUGCAUGGGAUCCACAACCCAGGCUUCGUGGACGAGCCUCCCCCCUACACCCCGCCUGACCCAAAGACUGUUCACCUGCUCUACCCACCUUUCCAACCCCUGUUUCCAGGGCAGGAGCCCGUGGUGUGCCAGCCGGGACCAACAGAGCCUGUCUUCUACCAGCAACAGUUCAUCCCAUCAGCAAACUAUCCCUAUACUAUCUAUAUGAAUGGCCACCCCGCCGGUCCAGAGUCCCGGAGUGUUCCCAAGGACUACCUGGUGGAGUCAGUGCUGGUCAUGGUCUUCUGCUGCCUGAUGACUGGAGUCGUUGCUCUCGUGUACUCACAUGAGACCCGGACAGCCAUCAGCAGAGGGGAUUUUGCCCAGGCAGAGAGAGCCUCGUUGAAGGCGCGCUCCCUGGUCCUGUUCAGCCUGCUCUUUGGGGUCUUCAUCUCGGUGAGCUGGGUCAUCUACGUGGUGGUGGUGGUUCUCUCCGCAGUAUGAGGGCAGCCCUGGCCCUUGGGAAGUGUGUGCCCUUAACCAGAAGAGCUGGACACUAGCUGGUGCAAACGGAUGUGGAUGAACUCUACCGCUGGUUCUGCAGCAGCAAUCAGACCGGAAAUGCUGCUUUCUGACACACAGAAUACAAUCUAAUUUAAAUAUGAAUGAACUUUCCCGUCAGUAUUACCUGUAAAUUGCAAUGCUUGGUCAUCUUCCACGCAGGUCCUGCAUGCUUUAGCUCCGGACAGCAGCCCUGCUCUCUGUGAUUGCAUUGCUAGUGUGCUACGGGUGAGACGCAGGAGAUGAACCCCACGUGAUUGGCUUCUAUACAUGCCAAUCAUUAGCAGGAAUCCCUGUCCCGAUUGGCUAACCAGUCUGCUGACUGACAUGAAUAAAAGCCCAUCUCUGAGAUCCAUUCUUUUGCUUUGAAACAGAUCUGCAUUUUCCACCCACCUCUCUGCAUAUCCGAAGGCAUACAAACCUUGGAGUGUAUACCAGGGUGUUUAUACAAUCAAGUAACACAGCUCUUCAUAAAAAUAACACACUGUUUUCUAUUUGAAACUGAAGUGAAAUGUUAUUUUGUAAUGUUAAAUAAAAUUCACUAGAUGUGAUUGAAAAAUGA
This is a messenger RNA of Acipenser ruthenus (sterlet), 3396 nucleotides long. Its product is annotated as proline rich transmembrane protein 1B. Bases 2031 to 2777 code for a protein of 248 amino acids. The transcript is spliced from 4 exons. The record is from RefSeq and is a predicted model, not a curated record. Lineage: Eukaryota; Metazoa; Chordata; Actinopteri; Acipenseriformes; Acipenseridae. Gene Ontology annotation, cellular component: membrane.